GGUGACCGGGCCCAGAACGGAUCCGUUAUUCAAGAAAUGGCAUGCUGCUCUGCCAAGGGAAUGGCGUGAGCCCAGUUAACGCAGGAUCCCCCACCCCCAGUCACCGGAUCACACGGCGGCAGCUGGUCCCAGGUGCUAUUUUCACUCUGCUUUUAUAAAGUGGUUGGCAGCAGUCGGCUGCACCAUGAAACAGACACAGUUGCAGAGCCCGUCCCAGAUCCCAGCUCAGUCCCCCGCCUUAGACACCCAGCCAGGUCCACCAUGAAGUCCACAGGGAGCGAACAGGGUGCCACGCCGGACGGUUUCCCCUCCGACCUGGACGAGCUGGAUAGUGGAAGCGAGGAGAGCUCCGACAACAAGUCGACGAGCGGUGGCUGUAGCCCCCAGGGAGAGUGCCGGGAGGGAGCCAGGCAGAGGGAGGGGGGGUACAGCAGCCGUCUGCCGGGCGUUAGCAAACAGAGACAGGCAGCCAACGCGCGGGAACGGGACAGGACCCACAGCGUGAACACGGCGUUCACCYCGCUGCGCACCCUCAUCCCCACAGAACCGGCAGACAGGAAACUGUCCAAGAUCGAGACGCUGCGCCUGGCGUCCAGCUACAUCUCCCACCUUGCCAACGUGCUGCUGCUGGGGGACGAGUGUUUGGACGGGCAGCCCUGUCUCAGGUACCACAGCAUCUUGCAGAGCAGCACCAACAUCAACAGCAGCAGCCCCCCCCUCAGGCCCAUAUGCACUUUCUGUCUCAGUAACCAGAGGAAAACGCUCAGAGAUGGAGAAAAGCACACAGCCAUCUGACAUGGUCACAACAAGGAUGCAUACCAAGUCGCACGGAUGUUUACAUGUACCUACGAGUGAAAAAAAAGAUAUAACUUUUUACAUAUUUUUGCUAAAUCUUAGGACAAACCCCCCCCCCC
Molecule: messenger RNA, 914 nt
Organism: Salvelinus sp. IW2-2015
Lineage: Eukaryota; Metazoa; Chordata; Actinopteri; Salmoniformes; Salmonidae
Product: basic helix-loop-helix transcription factor scleraxis-like
Biological process (GO): regulation of transcription by RNA polymerase II; developmental process
Molecular function (GO): protein dimerization activity; RNA polymerase II transcription regulatory region sequence-specific DNA binding; DNA-binding transcription factor activity, RNA polymerase II-specific
Source: RefSeq, a predicted model, not a curated record